Aegilops tauschii subsp. strangulata is the source of this 817-nucleotide messenger RNA. NCBI's taxonomy places the organism in Eukaryota, Viridiplantae, Streptophyta, Magnoliopsida, Poales, Poaceae. The record is from RefSeq and is a predicted model, not a curated record.
CAGUAAGGCCGGCCACGCAGGCGGCAGCCUUCUGCCACGCUUGCCACAGGUGUCGCGUCCUAUGGUGCAACCUGCCCUAUUAAAUCAUCAACCACACCCGUCCGCAUGCGUCCGAAACAGCAUAGCAAAGCAAGCGGCACAAAGCAAGCUCAGCAGUCAGGAAGGGCACGCAGCACCUCAGCGAACCAACAACAAUCGAUAGAUGGCUUCCUCCGGCUACCUCAGAGCGGCCAGCGGCGCCACUCGCAGCCGCCAGGCGCUCCUCCUCCGGCAGCGCCCCGCGACACCGCGCGCGCUCGUCGCUUCCUCAGCGACGCGGCACGCGUCGACAGUCCCCAACCCGCCGCCCGGGAUGGAGCCUUUGCCAGAGGACGCGCCGCGGCAGACACCGCCGAGGCUCGGGGAGCCGGACCCCGUGGGACCCCCCACGCCGACGCCCAAGGAGAAGAUAACCGGCACGCCGCCGUCGGAGGAGGAUGACGGUGGGCUACCCGGCGGAGUGCCGGACACGACCCCGCCACCGGACGUGCCGCUGCCCCCUGUGUCGCCCGAUGGUAGCACCGUCUAGCUAGCGUGGUCCGUCUGUGCGUGCUUGCUGUGUAGCUUUUUUUUUUUGGAUCACUUGCGUAGCUUUUGCAUACGGUGUCAGUGUGUACAUACAUGUUGCAGUGGAGUACGUUCUACCUUUUUCACUACGGAGCACCGAUGUGUACUGUUGUAUUCUCUCAGGUCACGAGCAUGCAGCUGUUGGUGCGCGCAUGCUGUUAGGCUUUGCCUUCUCAUAAAUCAAUGCACGCUAACUCAAUUUUUCCUCUUA